AUGGUGCUGCUGGCCGGGCCCGGGCCGGAGGGCGGCGGGGCGCGCUGCGUGUCCCCGCAGCCGCUGAGCCCACCUCGGGGCACGGAGGUCGACGAGGACCUCGGUGACUACGAGGAGUACGAGGACUUCUCGAGUCUGCCCGACACCCGCAGCAUCGCUUCGGACGACUCCUUCUAUCCUCCUGGGGGCGAGGAGCGCUGCGGCGCCGAGAGCGUGGAGAGCGUCCCGGAGGGAGUCCCGGAGGCGGCCACCAUCCUGCGCGCCGCUUGCGCCAACGACGUGGGGCUGCUUCGGGCGCUGGUGCGGCGAGGGCCGCGCGUCGAGGAGGUGCAAGAGACGGACCGCAACGGCCGGACUGGCCUUAUUAUCGCCUGCUAUCACGGUUUUGUGGACACCGUGGUGGCUUUAGCCGAAUGUCCUCAUGUUGACGUCAACUGGCAGGACAGCGAGGGGAACACGGCCCUGAUCACGGCAGCCCAGGCAGGACACGCCACCAUCACCAGCUACCUGCUCAACUACUUCCCGGGCCUCGACCUGGAGAGGAGGAACGUGUUCGGCUUCACGGCCCUGAUGAAGGCCGCCAUGCAGGGCCGUGUCGAGUGCAUCCGUGCCCUGAUGCUUGCAGGGGCAGAUGUGCAGGCGCGGGAUCCCCGCCGCAGAAUGUCGCCCCAGGAGUGGGCUGCUUACACCGGCCGGACAGAGGCGGUGCGGCUUAUGCACAGGCUGCUGGAGCGCCCCUGCCCGGAGCAGUAUGGGGAAUCCUACAGGCCUGAGCUGCCUCAGCCGCCCGUGGGCGCUGCCAAGCUCCCAGGCUCCAGGGGUUGCCUGCAGAGACUUGCAGAGUUCCUGCGAUCCUCGCUCAUCUCUCGCUCUGCCCGGGGCCUGGAGGACGGAGGGGUCCUCGACCACAUGGUGAGGAUGACUACAAGCCUCUACAGCCCUGCUGUGGCCAUCGUCUGUCAGACUGUGUGCCCCGAGGACCCUCCAUGUGUGGGGAAACGGCGCCUGGCAGUGCAGGAAAUUCUGGCGGCGCGGGAGGCCCAGGGCACACCUGACCUGGAGAAGGGCGCGGAACAGCAACCCCGGACCUUGCAGGAAGGGUCUCCACAAGUCAGCCCACCUGCUCCGCCUCUGCCAGGGCCGCGGGGCUCCGGCCCUGUCCCGCGCAGGGCCAGUCUCCUGCAGCUCUUGCGGCGCAGCAGCGUGCGCCCCGGUGUGGUGGUGCCCAGGGUUCGCGUCAGCAAGGCGCCUGCGCCCACCUUCCAGCCCGAGCGGGCGGCCCGUAAGAGCAGCACCAAGGACAGUGCCCAUCUGCAGAUCCCCAAGUGGAGGUACAAGGAGGCCAAGGAGGAGAGGAAGAGGGCGGAGGAGGCGGAGAAGAAGCGCCAGGCUGAGGCCCAGGAGAGGCGGGCGCCACGGUGGAAGAAAAGGACGUGACUGGGCCCGCGGUGCACGCCUGCUGGAGGGAUGCACCUGUGCCCGCCCUGGGGCGCCUCCGCGAGGACUGCCCGCUUCCCGGGACCCACGAAACCAUCCAUGUUGUCUGUUCUGUUGAAUAUGCUCAGAGCCGGUUCCCCCAGCAACCAGGACACCUCAUGGGCACUCUGCCUAAAAGUCUCCUGUUGGAAAACCCCAUGUAAGGAUUUUUAAAGAGCAGUUUAUCACACUGCGGAUUUUUUUUUUUUUGGCAGAAGUUUUGUGUUUUUUAAUCAGCAUCAAAUUGGAAGCAUUUUACAGAUGGGCUGUUUGUAUUUAGGCCGUUAUUACUACCUUUGUGAAAAGAACAUGGCUUGAGACACUGUGAACUUGAGGCUCUGUUGAUCCUCCUCCUCUUUGGCUCAUGGGCAGCUUGCAGGAGAGCAGGUUUCUGCAUGAGGCAUUAACUUUUGUCACAAAAGGAUUGGGUGAGAGACAAGGGCAUCAGAUUUCAUUGUAUCCUAAUUUUAAUACUCUCUUACCCACAAAGUAACAGUAAUUACCAAAUCGUUACCAAAACAAACAUGUAGAUCCACAUCACAUAUUUAUUGCUAGAACUCGGUGCACUUUAAGUAAGGGAUUUUGGCUUCACUGAAUGCAAAAUCCGCAACAUUUAAAAAAAAAGAUGUGCGAGGUAAAAAUCAUUUUUUUCAUUGAUAAUGACUAGAAGUGCAAAGGUGUGUGAAAUGGAGGCGAGGUGCUGUGGGGAAGGUAGCUGGGAGACUGGUCAGACGGGACGAGGGGUGGAAGGACAGGUCUCCCCAGUGUCCUGUGGGUCGCGAGUCUGCAGGCUGCCUCGGUGGGCGAGGCUUUGGCUUUGGUGAUUGCUCCUGUCUUCGGCUUAUCUGCAAGCCAGUGCUACGGCUUCUUGGGUGUGGCUGGCUGUGAUUUUUCUAGACCCUUGGCUCUCAGUGGGAAUUUUCUGCCCACGCUUUGCUUUCCAAAGCGCUGAGAAUGUCUAAUGAAUUCCUGGCCAUCUGGAUUUUCAGUUAUCUGCCAAUACGCACUUUAUUGGAAUGUUUAGAUGAAGGACUUGGACACCGUGGAUGUAAAAUAUGGCAGGCUGACAGCGUUCCACUGUAGCCCUGGAUGUGUUGUGACGUGCACCUGUCUGUCUCAUGAUGUGGGCAAGGGCAGUGCUGGCUUGUCCUUAUGUCUUCUGCCCAGCAGCAUCCAGCCCUGAGCAGUCGGGGAUUUCGCACCAGCCCCUCUCCAGACUCAGUCUUCUGGGUGCCAGGCUGUCCCCUGGCGGUGGGGAGGGUGGUGUGAUGAAGACACGAGGUGAAAGGUCAGAUUCCAGACAGCUCCUCCUCCUCCUCGUGUCACAGAGGUCUAGAUGUGCCCACCUCGAGAACC
Ochotona curzoniae (black-lipped pika) is the source of this 2832-nucleotide messenger RNA. It is a transcript of the gene ANKRD33B, whose product is annotated as ankyrin repeat domain 33B. Gene Ontology annotation, molecular function: protein binding. The transcript is spliced from 4 exons. NCBI's taxonomy places the organism in Eukaryota, Metazoa, Chordata, Mammalia, Lagomorpha, Ochotonidae. The coding region runs from base 1 to 1437 and encodes 478 amino acids. The record is from RefSeq and is a predicted model, not a curated record.